Kwoniella botswanensis is the source of this 522-nucleotide messenger RNA. RefSeq lists its product as uncharacterized. NCBI's taxonomy places the organism in Eukaryota, Fungi, Basidiomycota, Tremellomycetes, Tremellales, Cryptococcaceae. The record is from RefSeq and is a predicted model, not a curated record. Gene Ontology annotation, biological process: proton motive force-driven ATP synthesis. Gene Ontology annotation, molecular function: proton-transporting ATP synthase activity, rotational mechanism. The coding region runs from base 1 to 522 and encodes 173 amino acids. The transcript has 5 exons.
AUGGCUACUAAAUCAGCUGCUACCGCUGUCGAUUGGACAAAGAUCUACACCGGAUUAGGUCUCGACAAAACCACACUCACCUCCCUCCAAUCCUUCCGAGCCAGACACUCGACUGCCGUAUCCAAAAACUCUGCUUUGAAAGCUACCGUACCCCAAAUUGACUUGUCUCACUACAAGAGCGUAUUGAAAGAUCAACAAGCCGUCUCGUUAGCUGAGAAAGUAUUGAAGGAUUUCAAAGCUGUUGAUUAUGAUGUGUCUAAGUGGAAUGAAGUGGUUGGUGCUUUUGAAGGUAAAGCUGUCGCCGCUGCCAAGGAGACCGUCAACAAGAUCCAAACCGAGCAAUCUUCCCUCCAAGCUACUCUCUCUAACAUCCAAGAUGCCCGACCAUUCGAGGACUUGACUGUCGACGAAGUUGCCAAGGCCCGACCUGAAAUCAACAAGGCCGUUGAGACUAUGAUCAAGAAAGGUAAAUGGUCCGUACCAGGAUACAGAGAGAAAUUCGGAGAAUUCUCUCUCAUGUAA